GGAGAUAAAAGAAGUCGAAUUCAUCAUCUAUCCAUCAAUGGAUAGUAGCUUCCCAAAUAUUAAUGUAGUGUUCUUAAUAGUGCCAUUUCCAUUGCAAAGCCACCUAAACCAGCUCCUUCGUCUCUCAAACCUCAUAAGCUCCCGUGGCUUCCCCGUUCACUAUGCUGCCUCAGUUGUCCACUGUCGUCAGGCCAAGCUCCGGCAUGAGUACACCCAGGUGAAUACUUCCAAAAUCAUAUUUCACGAAUUGGUGAUACCCCCUUUUCUAUCCCCUGACCCCUCUUCCACGGCCAAGUUCCCCCAACAUCUUUGGCCGGCGACUCAAGCCUCCAUGAACUUGCGCGAACCUGUGGCUGCGUUGCUAAGUCAACUUACUAAGGAGUUGGCAGUAGUUGAUACAACUAGAACUAGAAGUAGAAGACUGGUCAUCAUCCACGACCCCCUAUUGGCUUACGUGGUCCAGGAUGCUGCUUCUCUUCCAAAUGUCGAGUCUUAUUCUUUCAAUUGUGGCUCCGCCUUCUGCAGCUUCUGUUUUACCUGCCAAUUCUCUGGAAAACCUUUCCCACUUGAACUGAAACCGGAUGCCAUCCCAACUAUGGACAAUUGUAUCUCCCCAGAGAUCGUCAAGUUUUUUGGCCUUCAGAGUCAAUUUGAUCAUCUGGGACAUGGCAAAUUAUUCAACACCUGUCGAGAAAUUGAGGGUCCUUACCUCGACCUUCUAGCCCAAACAACAACACAUGCCGAAGAAGAAGAAGACGUUCACAAGAAGAAGAAGAAGAAGCAAUGGGCCAUUUCGCCGUUGUUUCCAAUUAUAGCUAACGACGACGAAGACAAAGCUCACCCAACCUUGGAAUGGCUGGAUAAACAACCACCAAAAUCUGUUAUAUACGUAUCAUUUGGAUCAAUAACAACCAUGAGCCAUGAACAGAUCAAUGAGCUGGCUCUAGGAUUGGAAGAAAGUAAACAGAGGUUCCUAUGGGUGUUGAGAGAUGCAGACAGAGGAGACAUAUUCAACGGUGAAACCAGAAUCCUUCCGCUCCCGAUAGGGUUCGAGGAGCGGGUGAAAGGGGUGGGGAAAGUGACGAGAGAUUGGGUUCCUCAGCUCGGGAUUCUCCGGCACCCAUCGGUUGGCGGGUUUUUGUGCCACUGCGGCUGGAAUUCAUGCCUAGAGAGCCUUACCAUGGGCGUGCCCUUGGCUACAUGGCCAAUGCACUCUGACCAGCCGCAUAACGCGUUACUCAUUACCCAUAUACUCAAAGUCGGAAUUCCGGUCAUAGGUUGGGGAGAACGCGAUCAACUAGUGACCUCGUCCGUCAUUAAGAAAAGCGUGGAAGGUUUGAUGGCAUCGAGUGAAGGACAUGAGGUUAGAACAAGAGCGGAAGAAUUGGGGAAAGUUAUCAGGCAGCAGUCAGUCCAAGGCGAUUUUCCGGAAUUGAAUUCUUUCUUAGCUUACGCUGCUAGAUGAAUGGACCGUCACCUUUUCUCUUUUUUACUAGGGAAUAAAAUCCUUCACUUGUUUAUUGGU
This is a messenger RNA of Impatiens glandulifera, 1525 nucleotides long. Its product is annotated as zeatin O-xylosyltransferase-like. Gene Ontology annotation, molecular function: UDP-glycosyltransferase activity. NCBI's taxonomy places the organism in Eukaryota, Viridiplantae, Streptophyta, Magnoliopsida, Ericales, Balsaminaceae. The record is from RefSeq and is a predicted model, not a curated record. The transcript has a single exon. The coding region runs from base 38 to 1465 and encodes 475 amino acids.